Messenger RNA from Saccostrea echinata, 1528 nucleotides. Its product is annotated as transmembrane protease serine 9-like. Gene Ontology annotation, molecular function: serine-type endopeptidase activity. Bases 209 to 1405 code for a protein of 398 amino acids. The record is from RefSeq and is a predicted model, not a curated record. Gene Ontology annotation, biological process: proteolysis. Lineage: Eukaryota; Metazoa; Mollusca; Bivalvia; Ostreida; Ostreidae. The transcript is spliced from 8 exons.
CCUGCUGUGUGCUUCAUAAUUUCAAUAACCGUAUUUGGAAAAAGAGGUGUGGCUUCGCUACUCCAUUGAUGUAGAGGAGUGUCGAACAGUUUUUAGCAUCGCCGAAAUUCUUCAAUCGUGUAUAAAAAUUGGAUUAUAAUUGUAAUUAAGUCUGUUUAUUUGCAUUAAGAAGACAGAAGAGAAGAAAAAUUGCACUGAUUUUCUCAGCAUGACUAAAGCAGAAUUUAUCCUUUCCUUUGCAGUUAUUUCAUCUGCAUUAUCAGUAACGAGAGGAAUAGAAAUAUGCAACUACUUACGCGGAUAUUGUGAUAGGACUUGUGAGUUUGAAUACGUACACAAAUGGGGAAUACCUCUCUGCUCCGGCGUAGGAAUGAAGUGCUGUGCACCAGACAAUGUUGUACAAAUGAUGAAAAGCAGAUCUACAACGACGACGACCACCACUACAACCACAACCACCCCGGCCCCGACACAAUCAUUGAUCGACUUACUCGUACUCGACCAACCCCAAUUCAUGUCAAACGAAGUCCCUAGAAGACAAGAUUGUGGCAAGCCUUAUUUUUCACAUCGCGCCAAGAGGAUUGUGGGAGGGACUGUGGCACCCAGAGGUGCCUGGCCCUGGCAGGUGUCCUUCCGGUACAUGAGUGGGGGUUAUGGCUGUGGGGGAUCUCUCAUCAGUGAUCGCUGGGUUCUAACCGCUGCCCACUGCUUCAAAGGAGCAUAUAACAACAUAAAGAAAUGGCGGGUGACAGUUGGAAUGCAUGAUAUGACUGGAAACGAGGCAUCGAGGAUGGACAUUGCCAUCAGAUCUAUAGUAAAGCAUCCUCUGUAUAUAGCGUACGACGAAAAAGAAGACAUGAGAAAGAACCAGUCAACACCACUUCACAAACGUUAUGCUCAUGACAUUGCAUUAGUGGAGUUAGAUUCAAGCGUUGACGUUCAGUCACCGUAUACACGUCCGAUCUGUCUGCCCCCUGUCGGCGAGCCUCUCUUUGGGAACGACGUUGACAAGAGAGAACCAAUGAUGCAGGACAACACAGUAAAUCUCUUUGACGUGGAGAGAAAGGGGCAGUGUUGGGUGACUGGAUGGGGAUACACUGGGAGAGACAGGGAAACUGAUCGCACACUUUUGCGCCAAGUUCAUGGGAACGUCAUCAGUAGCACUCAGUGCAGGGAGUUCUGGCAAACUGAAUUAGAUGACGAUACGCUCUGCUUUGGAGACGGGACACAUGGACCAUGCAAGGGUGAUUCCGGGAGCCCGAUGUCUUGUAAUUAUGACGGAAAGUAUUACAUUACGGGAGUAGUCUCGUGGGGAUCAGAAGACUGCAAACAAAAGGGUUAUCCGAGUGUUUUUACCCGCGUUACAUCGUACCUGGAAUGGAUCAACAAACACGUGUCACGUGGCUAAUUAUUUAAUUAGUCGCUGUGGCUUUUUAUAAUAAAAUUUCGGUAUGAAGAAUUCCAGAACGGCUCAGGGAAUACGAUUUAGAAGAAAAUACAUUUUUCCAGUAAAGAGUCAAAAUUAAUUGUA